Molecule: messenger RNA, 552 nt
Organism: Cervus elaphus (red deer)
Lineage: Eukaryota; Metazoa; Chordata; Mammalia; Artiodactyla; Cervidae
Product: octapeptide-repeat protein T2-like
Exons: 2
Coding region: 1-552 (183 amino acids)
Source: RefSeq, a predicted model, not a curated record
AUGGAAAGAGGUGGUGAGAAGACGAGGGGAGGAGACAAGGUACCGCGGUUCAGGGGGAAAGUGACGACCGAGAAAGCGCUGACAGACAAGGCAGCGCCGGCAAGGAACGAGGAGGUGCAGGGCGCAGAGAGGGCGCGGAGCGAGCGGAAGGCCAACGGCGAGGAGAGUUCCCGAGGCAAAGAAACGGUCUCCACCGAGAAGGGGCGGGGUCAUAGGAGGGGGCGGGGCAAGGAACGGGCUUGGGAAGACCACCUCCCCCAGGAUGAGGGGGGAGGGCGGGUCGAUAAGGGGAGGGACAAGGCGCAGAAGCUGAGCGAGGGGCAAGCUACAGGCGAGAAAUCGAAGCGAGGACAGGGGAAGAGGUGGGGCGUGGGGAAGGCGCAGAGGUGGAGCCAGGAGCAAGAGCACAGGCGGAGCCGGGAGCAAGAGCAGGCGAGAAGCCAGGAGCGAGAGCAGGAGAGGGACGUGGAGCAAGAACAGGCGAGAAGCCAGGAGCGAGAGCAGGAGAGGAACCUGGAGCAAGAACAGGACCGGAGCCAGGAGCAAAAGUAG